AUGUCCAGUCAGCAGAAGAGUGCAUCCCUCCAGAACAAGGGUGGCCGGCCCCGCAUUAGGACCCGACCAAUCAACGUGACCCACCUGCACGUGGCGCCUCCGUGACGUCCUCGACCAGCGUCUACCCAGAAGAAAGACUUGUGUCAGCCGUCACCUGAUCUCAUUGGCCAAUCUCCCUCAGUGACGCACUCCAAUCAAACCUCAAUGACUCCUGAGAGCUGCUCCGACGAUGUUGACUCGAACACCGACUCAGACCCCGCCAUUGACGACUCUGAAGCCAGCUCCUCCAAUGGCGGCAAAGAAGCCAUGGAUUGA
Microbotryum saponariae is the source of this 315-nucleotide messenger RNA. Lineage: Eukaryota; Fungi; Basidiomycota; Microbotryomycetes; Microbotryales; Microbotryaceae. The record is from the annotation of a GenBank genome assembly.